Messenger RNA from Cuscuta europaea, 1340 nucleotides. The record is from the annotation of a GenBank genome assembly. NCBI's taxonomy places the organism in Eukaryota, Viridiplantae, Streptophyta, Magnoliopsida, Solanales, Convolvulaceae.
GAUUUUCUAAAAUGUAUUCGGCCGUUUUUUCUAAAAUGUAUUGCGUUGUUGACCCCAGCUAUUGGACCCUUCAGCCUCCCGGCCGGACUGCACGAUGCCCGUCGCCUCCACGAAACUGAUAUCGGCUAACGUGCGCAUAUUACCCUCCCGAUUCCUUCCUCUCCGACGGUCAACACAUUUCGUUCCGUUGGCUUUUAACUCUUCCCUCGCCUCACCCCUGUCUUGCUCCAUUUGUCCUAAAAGCUUAUCCUUAGCGGAGAAGGACAUUAGAGUUUUAACGAAAGCAUCAAUGGCUGAUUUUGCUACUGGAGAGGGGAAGACCAAAGUAAAAGUGUUCGAUUCAGAAGACGAAUUAAAGGCCUCUUUGGCGAAAUACACUGCCGAGUUGUCGGAGAUAUUUUGCAAAGAGAGAGGCUCCUUUUCUGUAGCUUUCUCCGGCGGGUCUCUCAUCAAGUGCCUCGGGAAAUUGCUAGAACCUCCGUACGUUGACUCUGUGAACUGGUCAAAGUGGCACAUUUUCUGGGUGGAUGAGCGCGUGGUUCCAAAGGACCAUCCGGAUAGCAAUUACUUGCUUGCUUAUGAUUCUUUUAUAUCCAAGAUACCCAUUCCUGCUGGUAAUGUGUAUGCCAUAAAUGAGGCCUUGUAGGCUGAAGGUGCAGCAGAUGAUUAUGAGACUUGUCUCAAGCAUUUGGUCAAAACCAAGAUAGUAUGCAUGUCCGAGUCUAGUGGAUUUCCACAAUUUGAUCUAGUGCUGUUAGGAAUGGGUCCCGAUGGGCAUGUUGCUUCUCUAUUUCCUGGGCAUCCUAUUCUCCGGGAGAAAGAGAAGUGGGUUACGUUCAUUAAGGACUCUCCCAAACCUCCUCCAGAAAGGAUCACUUUCACAUUACCUGUUAUAAACUCUUCUGCAAACAUUGCUCUGGUUGUACCCGGCGCUUCCAAGGCAGAAGCUGUGAAUUCAGCAUUGAGGGGUGGCAGUCAAAAUCCCAUUUCAUUGCCGGUACAAAUGGUCUUGCCUAGAGGGGAACUUGUCUGGUUUUUGGAUAAGGGAGCUGCCUCAGAGCUCUAAGUAUGCAUGUAUAUAUGUAAUCUCAAUAAAGCCGAUUGGUAUACCUUUACAAACUCUAUAGAUUGAGUUUAAUAUGAUACCCGAUUCCAAUGUGUCUAAGGACUAGCACAGGAAAACGUUUUGACAAGUUUGAAUAGGUUUGGGUCUUUUUUCUUGCAUAUAAAUCCAUUUUCCAUUUUGUAUGAUCUUUAUUUAAUCGCUCCACAUGAACCAUAUAUCCGUUUUUCAAACUGUCAUCACCCGAAGUUAUUUGCAGCUUAUUAUUAUUGUUAUC